UUGCACCUUCACGUUCGGUGACUUACCGCAAGAGUUUAAUCAGACAGACUGACGACAUUGCGCAGGAGUCGAUCCGCGCAGUCGAAUGCCUGUCACUCGCGCAUUCGCGCCCAUUAGUGUCUAUAAUAAUAAUAAAAAAAUUGUGUUAUGAAAAACAUUACUACUGGAUAAACCGGAUCUAUUGAAAAGUACUGGUAGCGGUCUUGUUAAGACAAUGAGAGUGAUUAAUUACAAAGGCUAUGCGGAUAAUUGAAAGUCUGUAACAGUCUAAUAGAUCUGACGUUACACUUGGCGCUCUAUUAUACAUAUUAUACGUUGCAAUGAUACCAGAAUGGCGACGCAGAAUAUCAAAACUGUUCCUAAUUCCCCAGCGGUAUGUCCUCGGCAUUAUGGGACUGCUGGCUGUCUGCAACGCGUAUACCAUGAGGGUGUGCCUCAACCUGGCUGUUACCCAGAUGGUGAACAAUACCAGGAGUGAAUCGGCGAAGUAUGAUCCCGAUGCAUGUCCGGACGAAAGUGAAAUCCUUGUCAAUGGCACCGUUGCUCUCAAACCUCACGCAAUCUUUGAAUGGUCGGAAUCAACGCAAGGUCUCAUUUUGAGUGGCUUUUACUAUGGAUACGCUAUUACUCACGUCCCAGGAGGGUACUUGGCUGAAAAGUAUGGUGGCAAAUGGACAUUAGGAAUCGGCCUUCUUAGUACUGCCGUCUUUACUUUAUUGACGCCUAUAGUUGUAAAGGCUGGGGGAGCGACAUGGCUGUUUAUACUUCGUAUCUUACAAGGGAUGGGUGAGGGCCCUACAAUGCCAGCUUUGAUGAUAGUACUUGCUCGGUGGGUCCCACCACAUGAAAGAUCACGGCAAGGCGCAGUCGUGUUUGGUGGUGCUCAAAUUGGAAACAUUUUUGGUUCUUUCAUGUCCGGUUUCCUUAUGGCUGGAGGUGGUGACUGGGCAAACGUCUUCUACUUCUUUGGUUGCUUUGGAAUCUUGUGGUUUAUAUUCUGGAGCAUAUUUUGCUACAGUACACCGAAUACUCACCCGUUCAUAUCAGACGAGGAACUGAAAUAUCUGAAUGAGACAGUCACGAGUGCUGACACUAUGAGUGUCCGGGAUCCUGUACCUUGGAGAGCCAUUGUGAGGUCUGUUCCAGUUUGGGCUCUUUUAUUUGCUGCUGUUGGUCACGAUUGGGGUUACUACACGAUGGUCACAGACUUGCCCAAAUACAUGACAGAUGUGCUGAAAUUCAACAUUGCCACUACGGGGACUUUGACUGCUAUCCCCUACCUCGCUAUGUGGAUUAGUGCUUUCUUCUUCGGCUGGAUCUGUGACAUUUGCGUUAAGCGUAAAUGGCACUCUAUCAAAACUGGAAGAAUUAUUCAUACAACUAUAGCUGCAACAGGACCGGCCAUUUGUAUUAUAUUGGCCUCAUAUGCGGGCUGCGAUCGUUUUGCAGCUGUCGCCUACUUUAUCGCAUCUAUGGCCUUAAUGGGAGGAUUUUAUAGUGGCAUGAAGGUUAAUGCAUUAGAUUUGGCACCUAACUACGCUGGUUCUUUGACUGCGAUGAUCAACGGAACGUCUACCAUAUCGGGAAUAAUCACUCCUUAUCUAAUUGGGUUGUUGACACCUGAUUCGACUCUAGUACAAUGGCGGGUGGCGUUCUGGGUAUGUUUUGCCGUGCUCGUUGGUACCAACGUGAUUUAUUGCAUCUGGGCUGAUGGAAAGCAGCAAUGGUGGGACGACGUCAGACAAUAUGGCUACCCGGCUGAAUGGAAGCAUGGUCCUCUGAAAAUGGCCGACUCAGACACAGAGAAAAAUAAAAAGAAAGAAGCAGAAGGCACCGCACUUUAGCCCUAUCGCAAAAAUAUACAAUAGUUGCCAGUUAAAAGCUCUUUACGCACUGUAUCCGAUCCCAAUCCGAUACGACAAUUCUCGAACCGAUGCGUUCUUGGAUUCGGAUUGGAGUGUGUAAAGAGCCUAAUACGGGUGUAUCAUGACCUAUUUUUUCGACGUGCAACAGUUUGAAUUCGAAAACAAAAAAUCGGUGUACAUACAUUAAAAAGAACGGGCCGAGUUGAGAACCAUCUCCUUUUUGGAAGUCUGUAGAAAUAGGUAUCUACUGUUAUUCAAACAGUUGCACUUUGUUUUAAAAUAUUUUUUUGUAAGCUUUCUUUCGGUGCCAUUUUGUGAUAAUAUAGGUAAUUAAUGGUGCAUUAAAAAAACAAAAAUAUUGUAAUAGA
Maniola jurtina (meadow brown) is the source of this 2233-nucleotide messenger RNA. Its product is annotated as putative inorganic phosphate cotransporter. The transcript has 11 exons. Gene Ontology annotation, molecular function: transmembrane transporter activity. Gene Ontology annotation, biological process: transmembrane transport; monoatomic anion transport. The record is from RefSeq and is a predicted model, not a curated record. The coding region runs from base 321 to 1844 and encodes 507 amino acids. NCBI's taxonomy places the organism in Eukaryota, Metazoa, Arthropoda, Insecta, Lepidoptera, Nymphalidae.